Thamnophis elegans (Western terrestrial garter snake) is the source of this 2075-nucleotide messenger RNA. RefSeq names its product beta,beta-carotene 9',10'-oxygenase-like. Gene Ontology annotation, biological process: carotene catabolic process; retinal metabolic process. The record is from RefSeq and is a predicted model, not a curated record. Bases 194 to 1933 code for a protein of 579 amino acids. The transcript has 12 exons. NCBI's taxonomy places the organism in Eukaryota, Metazoa, Chordata, Lepidosauria, Squamata, Natricidae. Gene Ontology annotation, molecular function: beta-carotene 15,15'-dioxygenase activity; carotenoid dioxygenase activity. Gene Ontology annotation, cellular component: mitochondrion.
GAAAAGUGAUUUGUCCAAACUUGGCACGAGAGGUCCUCCUGUUUCUGCCAAUUUAAUGCCUAUCCUUGUUCAGUCCUGAAACGGGGAGGCAGCCUGUUAUUGUGAAACCUUGUGCUAAGCCAACAAAUACUCCAUCGCUGCCCUGCGCCUCUAUUUGCCGCUUGCUAUUUUCUCCCAGCUCAGCAUCGUGAAAAUGCUUUUCUCCUCGGUUCUUUCACACCGCUUCCUGCUUCAGAAGGCGAUUCUCGCUCCUGUCUCUUUGCUGCAAUAUAUCCCAGGGAUAAAAAAUCUGGUAUCCAAGCCGAAAGUGUCGGUUACUUAUAGCCAGAAGAAGGGCUUAGAAUGCAUCUCGCCAUUAUUCUCCACCGUACAAGAAACACCUCAAGCAAUCCCAGUAAAACUCCAAGGGAAGAUUCCCAAAUGGUUGAAAGGAAAGCUGCUGAGGAAUGGGCCAGGAAAAUUCGAAUUUGGACCAAAUAAGUACAACCACUGGUUUGAUGGCAUGGCACUCAUGCAUAAGUUUGAAAUUGAAGAUGGGGUGGUGAAAUACAGCAGCAAGUUUCUACGGAGUGAUAGUUACUUGACCAACAGCAAGAACAAUCGAAUCAUGAUCUCUGAAUUUGGCACCUUGGCUAUGCCAGAUCCUUGCAAGAAUAUUUUUGAGCGCUUCAUGUCAAAGUUUGACUUGUCAAAACAGACAGACAACUGUCUUGUGAAUUUUGCGGUCAUCAAAGGUGACUAUUUUGUCAGCACGGAGACCAGUCAAAUGCACAAGGUGGAUCUGGACACACUUGAAUCAAAGGAGAAGGUGAACUGGAAUAAGUAUGUUGCAGUGAAUGGAGCCACAGCCCACCCACACUAUGAUCCAGAUGGAACAGUCUACAACAUGGGCAGCUCUUAUGGGAUGCAUGGCUCCAACUAUAACAUCAUCCGUGUUCCUCCUCAGAAGUCUCAGCCUAGUGACUCCAGCCUGCAAGGCGCGGAGGUCUUGUGCACCAUUCAACCCGAGGACAGAAUGAAGUCAGCCUAUUAUCACAGUUUUGGAAUGAGUGAAAACUACCUGAUUUUUAUUGAGCAGCCUUUACUUAUAAAGUGGUGGGAGAUGAUUACAGCCAAUUCUGGGAAAUUCGUUCUGGAUGCACUGAGUUGGGAGCCUCAGCUAAACUCCCGCUUUCAUGUUGUGAACAAGCACACGGGGCAGAUCUUACCCUUGCAGUAUCAUAGCAAGGCCUUCAGCUUUUUCCACCAAAUCAACGCCUUUGAGGACCAGGGGUGCAUCGUCCUGGAUCUCUGCUGCUUCGAUGAUGCGAAAAUUUUUGACAUUUACCAACUGCAGAACCUCCACAAGGCUGGAGAAGCCCUUGACCAGACCUACAACAUGCUCUCGAAGCCAUUUCCACGGCGUUUUGUUCUUCCCAUCACGGUGAGCUCCAAGGCAUCUGUGGGGCAGAAUGUUAACCCUUUGUCCUACACGUUGGCAGAAGCUGUGAAGGAGGCGGAUGGGAAGAUCUGGUGCACACCUGAAAGUCUACACAAGGAGGACCUCAAAGAAGCAGGAGGAGUGGAAUUCCCUCACAUCAACUAUGCACAUUACUCUGGGAAAAAAUAUCGUUAUUUCUACGGCUGCGGCCUCGGUCAUGUCAUUGGAGACUCCUUGAUCAAGGUUGAUACAGAAACCAAGGAGAUGAAGAUUUGGCGUGAGAAAGGGAUGUAUCCUUCUGAGCCCAUAUUUGUGCCAGAACCUGGUUCUUUAGGGGCAGAAGACAAGGGAGUGAUCCUCUCAGUGGUGCUCACCCCCAAGCAGAAUGAAGGCAGCUUCCUUCUUGUUCUGGAUGCGGAGAAUUUCACUGAACUGGGCCGCACCGAAAUCCCCGUCAAGCUCCCCUAUGGCUUCCAUGGGAGCUUUGUCCCCAACAAAAAUGCCACCUGUUGAGACAACAGAGAUUCGGGGAUCUCCUCCAUGAUGUCCAAAACAAAUGACUUCCUCUAGAUGUGCCUUAAUUUCCUAGGCUACCCCAUCGGGCUCUGCUUUGAUUCACAGAGAGCCAUUUUUCUCAUCUAAGUCAAGGUUUGUA